ACGUCCUCGUUACUCAUUGGUCCGGAAGUUAACUCCUUUACGGCAGCGCGCCGCCCCUUCCUCUCGCGUCGAGUAAAGAAACAUGGAGACAGCUGGAAAAGUCAUUAAGUGCAAGGCAGCUGUUGCCUGGGAAGCUGGGAAGCCUCUUUCCAUUGAGGAGGUGGAGGUAGCUCCACCCAAAGCCCAUGAAGUUCGCAUCAAGCUCUUCGCCACAGGCGUGUGUCACACAGAUGCCUACACCCUGAGUGGCAGUGACCCCGAGGGACUUUUCCCCGUCAUCUUGGGCCACGAGGGUGCUGGAACCGUUGAGAGCGUGGGUGAGGGCGUCACCAAAUUCAAAACGGGUGAUACCGUUGUCCCGUUGUAUGUGCCACAGUGUGGUGAAUGCAAGUUCUGCAAGAAUCCCAAGACCAACCUGUGCCAGAAAAUUAGAGUAACACAGGGCCGGGGCCUGCUCCCUGACAACACCUCCCGCUUCACUUGCAAGGGAAAGCAAGUGUUUCACUUCAUGGGGACCAGCACCUUCUCGGAGUACACCGUGGUGGCCGACAUCUCUCUGGCCAAGGUGAACGAGAAGGCUCCACUGGAUAAAGUGUGCCUGCUUGGAUGUGGCAUUUCUACCGGCUACGGCGCUGCUCUGAACACUGCCAAGGUUGAGCCUGGUUCCACAUGCGCGAUAUUUGGCCUUGGAGCUGUCGGCUUGGCUGUUAUCAUGGGCUGCAAGGUUGCCGGGGCAACCAGGAUUAUUGGUGUGGACAUCAACGCUGAAAAGUUUGAGAAGGCGAAGGAGUUUGGAGCCACUGAGUUCGUGAACCCAAAGGACCACAGCAAGCCCAUCCAGGAGGUUCUGGUGGAGAUGACAGACGGGGGCGUGGACUAUUCUUUUGAGUGCAUCGGAAAUGUGCAAAUCAUGAGAGCUGCUCUGGAGGCUUGCCAUAAAGGAUGGGGCGAGAGCAUCAUCAUCGGCGUAGCCGGAGCCGGACAGGAGAUCUCCACGAGACCUUUCCAGCUGGUGACGGGCCGAGUGUGGAAGGGCACAGCCUUCGGAGGGUGGAAGAGUGUGGAGAGCGUUCCUAAACUGGUGGAGGACUACAUGAACAAGAAGCUGAAGGUGGAUGAGUUUGUGACCCACACCCUGCCCUUUGACCAGAUCAAUGAGGGCUUUGACCUCAUGCAUGCUGGAAAGAGUAUCCGCACAGUGCUGACCUUCUGAAGUUCCUAGAGCCUUGACCUUCACAUCCGGCCUUUUAACAAUCUCCUUCCAUAGUUGAAGCACUUGAUAUAUUUCUCUGCACUGGUUGGCAUGUGGCUGCUGCUCUCAGUCGACAACGAGUCUCUUUCAGCCCACUUUCCUCACUUCAUAGCAUGAAAACAGCAUUUAAUUACAUAAAAGUGUACGGUUCCACAUUUGUGCCUCAUCCCGAUGAAUUGUUAUGAAUAUGUUACAAAAUGCACUAUAAAAGAAUACCACAUAUUCCACUUAAACUGUUUAGAAUAAAUCCCUUAAAUGAGGACUAACUUGUACUUUAAUUCACAUCACAGUCUGAGAAAGCAUUCCACGGCCUGAUGGGAUCACAAGCCGCAUCCGGAGUAAAAGCUUGUUGUAAUCACA
Messenger RNA from Cyclopterus lumpus (lumpfish), 1612 nucleotides. RefSeq names its product alcohol dehydrogenase class-3. Gene Ontology annotation, cellular component: cytosol. Bases 83 to 1213 code for a protein of 376 amino acids. Gene Ontology annotation, biological process: formaldehyde catabolic process. The transcript is spliced from 9 exons. Gene Ontology annotation, molecular function: S-(hydroxymethyl)glutathione dehydrogenase [NAD(P)+] activity; zinc ion binding. The record is from RefSeq and is a predicted model, not a curated record. NCBI's taxonomy places the organism in Eukaryota, Metazoa, Chordata, Actinopteri, Perciformes, Cyclopteridae.